GGAUGCCUUCGCCUUUUUCUCACGCAUCUGCAUGAGCUUCGUUUGCUUGUCCUUGUGCCGUGGAAAGAAUGUCAUCAGUGGUUGGUUCCCGUUAAUUUGCUGCAGUUGUAUGCUGAUUGGCUUCAACUGCCGGCUUGUGGCGUGUCUGACUGCUUUGGCUGUGAUGUGGCAGGCCUCCUGCUUGGUCAGCUGGUCGUUCAUAUUCGGCUGGAAUGAUCUGACCAUUAGUGUGUCCUUAAUAUGUUCGCUGUACGGCAAAGUGGCUGGCUUUCUGUUAAUGGCAUGGCUCGGGGCUGGCAAGUGGUCCCUGGAUGCCCGAACUUAGUUGCCACUUCAUCAAUGCAACAACAACAACAAUAGCUUUCAACACGUGCUUCGCUGGCUCAACUGAAGUUGGAUUAAGAUAUAAAAGUCAUUAAGCAUUACGAGCCAAAUGAUUAUUUUUGUUUCUCUUCUUUUCGGCAAACGAUGCUUCGCGCGCAGAUUUACAUGCAAACAUAUAGAGUCCGCCCAUUGACGCCUUAAAAGUGACUAUCCGAAUACUCGAACUGACUGCCUGUUAUACCCUAUAGUCGUUAAACGUGUAGGCAAGGGUAUGCUAUGGUGGGGCUAAAUGGAGGUUAAGAUAUGCGGAGAACAUAAAUCCAAAAUGA
Messenger RNA from Drosophila navojoa, 653 nucleotides. RefSeq lists its product as uncharacterized. NCBI's taxonomy places the organism in Eukaryota, Metazoa, Arthropoda, Insecta, Diptera, Drosophilidae. The record is from RefSeq and is a predicted model, not a curated record.